This is a messenger RNA of Penicillium crustosum, 1464 nucleotides long. Its product is annotated as aldehyde dehydrogenase family protein. NCBI's taxonomy places the organism in Eukaryota, Fungi, Ascomycota, Eurotiomycetes, Eurotiales, Aspergillaceae. The record is from RefSeq and is a predicted model, not a curated record. Gene Ontology annotation, molecular function: aldehyde dehydrogenase (NAD+) activity. The coding region runs from base 1 to 1464 and encodes 487 amino acids. The transcript has 4 exons.
AUGGGUUCGACACCAGGAAAUACGUUUGUGGACGGUAAACCGACCAAGAUUGAGACACGAUUAUUUAUUAAUGGAGAGUUUACCGCGUCGUCGGAUGGGAAGAAAUUCAGUAUCUACACCCCCUCAAGCCAUGAGCUGGUCGCAGAAGUCUACGAGGCUAGCGUCGAGGACACCAACAGAGCAGUAGCUGUAGCUAAAGCAGCACAGCCGAAAUGGGCUGCAUUAUCCCCAACGGAACGUAGUGCCCCGCUGAAGAGGCUCGCCGCGCUACUGCGUGAGCACACAGAUGAGCUUGCUUAUCUCGAAGCUGUUUCUAUGGGGCGACCCGUUAGUGGUUACGCUGAUAGCAUGAUAGCUGCGCACAAAUUUGAAUCUUUUGCCGAAGCUGGAUAUACUGCCAAAGGAGUUUCAAGCUUGAAUACCCCCGGGUUCGUGAACAUGACACUCCGGCAACCGUUUGGUGUAGUAGCAGCAAUUAUUCCAUGGAAUGUGCCUCUGGUCACUCUCUCUGGAAAGGUUGCCCCAGCCCUUAUAACAGGCAAUACCGUUGUUCUUAAGAGCAGCGAAAAGGCCCCCUUGACAUCUCUCAAACUCGCAGAGCUUUCGAUUCAAGCGGGCUUUCCUCCCGGAGUACUCAAUAUACUUUCCGGACAUGGUCAAAUCAGCGGUGCCACUCUAUCUUCGCACAUGGACGUCCGUGCGAUAUCCUUUACUGGUUCCACCCGUGCUGGAAGUCUGAUUCAGACUGCUGCAGCGCAAUCGAACAUGAAGAAUGUCAUUUUGGAGCUGGGCGGAAAGUCUCCAGCUAUUAUCUUCGACGAUGCUGAUUUGGAAUCAGCAGCGUCCAAGACUGCCAACAGUAUUCAAUGGAAUAGUGGUCAGGUUUGCAUGGCAAACUCCCGAAUCUAUGUCCAAGACACUAUUGCAGAGAAAUUCCUCCGCCUGUUCAACAUAGCCUUUGGGUCUAUUCAGCAAGGAAACCCACUGAAUCCAACCACCAACCAUGGCCCAAUGGCAGAUGAUAUCCAGUUCAAGGCAGUUCAGAGAUAUAUUGCGUCGGGUAAAGAUUCUGGAACGCUCACCAUGGGUGGUGGCUCAAAGGAUGGGUUCGUGGAGCCGACAGUGUUUACCGACGUCCCACAGGAUGCAAAGAUCAUGAAGGAAGAGAUCUUCGGCCCGGUGGUGAACAUCUGCAUCUUCCAAACUGAGGAAGAGGCACUUGAAAAGGCCAACGAUACCGAGUACGGCCUCUAUGCAGCAGUCUUUACGAAGGAUCUCAACCGUGCAAUGCGGUUUGCGAAGGGCCUGGAAGCGGGAACUGUCGGUGUUAAUUGUACGUCACCCGUUACUGGCCACGACUUAUCCUUUGGAGGUUGGAAGUCUAGUGGAGUAGGAAGGGAAGGUCUACUUGACAGCAUCAGCGCCUUUUUAGAACAGAAGUCAGUCUUGAUCAAGAUCGAAUAG